UAUGGAGCAAAAGCUUUCAGAGUUCAGAGCUCGAAGAAGGGCUGAUGUGGCUCCUAAGAAGAGCGAAAAGCAGCCCAUAACAUCAUCUGACAGUGGCAGCACUUUGAUCUCGGCCAGCUGCCAGUCAUCAACAGCUGAUGCAGACACACAGGAGUUUACAGAAGAUCCAAUCUCUGCUGUCGCUCAGGCUACAAGGACUAAACAUUGGGGGGAUGGCUGGUUGCUGGAGAGCAAUCUGGGUCAAUGGCUUGGUUCGAAACGACUGGCUUUCACAAAUCUGAUUUUGCUGAAGGUGUUGCUUUGGCUGGUUCUACUUGGGCUGUUUGCCGAACUGGAAUUUGGGUUGCCUUUCUUCCUUAUCUCUCUCUUCUACUGGCUGUACGAGGGGCUGCGGAGCCCAACUGCACGUCAACCAGGAGAACUGAGCGCUUACUCAGUGUUCAACCCAGACUGUCAGCCUCUCCUGGGGGCACUUACUGCAGAGCAGCUAGAGGGAGAGAUGGGCUACAGACCACUGGCCAACAGAUGAGACCCUCAAACAACUGACUUUAUUCUGACAUUUAAUAGCUACUGUACUUUAAGAUUUCCACUGUAAUAAAAUGAACUGUAAAUGUA
Messenger RNA from Oncorhynchus tshawytscha (Chinook salmon), 615 nucleotides. RefSeq names its product SAYSvFN domain-containing protein 1-like. The transcript has 2 exons. NCBI's taxonomy places the organism in Eukaryota, Metazoa, Chordata, Actinopteri, Salmoniformes, Salmonidae. Bases 2 to 529 code for a protein of 175 amino acids. The record is from RefSeq and is a predicted model, not a curated record.